Tilletiaria anomala UBC 951 is the source of this 2481-nucleotide messenger RNA. RefSeq lists its product as uncharacterized. Lineage: Eukaryota; Fungi; Basidiomycota; Exobasidiomycetes; Georgefischeriales; Tilletiariaceae. The record is from RefSeq and is a predicted model, not a curated record. Bases 130 to 2436 code for a protein of 768 amino acids. The transcript has 2 exons.
GCGAGGGCGCCGUCCCUCUCUCUGGCCCUGCGUCCGGCGCCGCCGGAUCGAUCAAGAGCAAGAAGAAGGGGGCACCGCCCGAGUUACUUGUUAUCGCCCCCGCCGUCGAAGCACGUGCACCCGUUUACUAUGCAGGUGCAACUAGUCACCCCGCUCAGCGGCUCACAGCAGGGUGCGAGCCGGCCCUCGAUCGACGGCGGGCGCUCGAGCAUGGACAGCGCGCGCCUCCGCAGCUCGUCCCCUGUCGUCUUUCCCGAUGAUCCCCCACAAGCGGGUGUGGACACAUCUUCGGCAUCGGGAAAAGAGCGCAGGCGCAUGUCCUCCUCCUCCAUCGACCCACCCAGCAUCCCGCGCGGAACGCUCGACCGCAGCUUCAGCAUGUCCAGUACCGUCUCCGACGCCUCGUCCGGCGCCGCGAGCGCCAGCUUCCACGCUCCACAGCCGGGGCAUGGGGCAGGCCCAGCUGCAGCCUUGCAGCGCAGCUCGCGCGUCAUGCCGCUGUACAAUCUGUCGUUCCACGCCAUCCUGCCGACAACCAUCACGGACGCAGGGACUGACCAGCGCGUCGCAAAGGUAAGCAAGAAGGGACAUAUCGAACUGGAUGGGUUUGGCGUGCUCGAGCCGCACGAACUCGUCAUUGGCGUUAGCGACCUCGCCACGCUGCACCGGGCUACGCUUGCAGCAAAUGUAGUGGCUGCUACUACUGUUGCUCCUGCUGCGGAUACCGCGGCAGCCGUGCAAGGGGAAGGCCAGCCGUUACACAACAUCGCGCCGCCGCAACGGUCGUCGAUGCUCGACACGACCGAUAGCUCGACCUUCAGCACGAGCAACGGCAGCAAGAGCAUUCCGUCCGGCGUCAUCCCUGCGCCGUGCUCGGCAAAGCAGAGUGCCUCUGCAGCUGCGGGACCUGGUACCGUCGAGCCGCCGACCGGCUUCCAGGCGACGGCGCCCGAAGCGAAAGCGUUCGACGGGGAUAAAAUUGGGGCAAAGCUCAUCCGCGGCAUCAAGCGACUCAGCCUCGCUUCGCAGAGUAAGAGCCAAGGACAACAACAACAGCAGCAGCAGCAGCCGCAGUCCCCUCAUGGGUCGCAUGGUAUCCUCUCGCCUGCUUCAUCGCUGGUCAGCAUCGUUAGCCAAGGCUCGCGCUUGCGCACCAGUCUCGACGUGACUUCGCAUGCACAAGUUCUGGCAGAGAACAUAAGCCUUGCCUCGCGCGGUGCUACCCUACUCUCUGGUGUUACAGUCGCGACCGACUCGCUGCCGAUGGUACCGCUCGAGCGCAAGCCGGGCCAAAAGCGCGCAGAGGGUUACUACUGGACCGUGCGCAAGUGGACGCGCAAACUCGACGAGCAGCUGCACCACUCUGGCGCUGAGUGCGAAGCCAGACGUCACGCCAAACCGACUGAGUCUGCCGCCGCGCAGCAGCUCGACGGAUUCGGACCCGGCCAGAACGAGAUCCUCACCAAGGUCUGGAAACGCUUCAACCUCGUCAACCGCAUGGGCGGAUCCGAAGUUCACCCGGAUGUGCGCAGCAUCCCCUUCCGCCUCGAGUGGACGCGCGACACGCAGCGCAUCCAUCGCCGUCGCGCGACAGAGGAAGCUCGCGCUGCGGCGCAGGCCGGGAUCGUGCCCAGGCGCACGCCGUCGCAGCUCCGCGGUGGCGGUGGCGACAACAGCAGCAACAGGCCUGGAUCGCGGCACAACUCGACAACGCUGCGCCCUGCGCUCAUACCGAAUACCUUGCACGGCUCGCGCCCGAGCUCGAUGCACGGAGGCUCACAGGCCGCUGCGGAGGUCUCGAGCGUUAGCGGCAGCAGCGCCAUCGACCACGGGGACCGCUCACGCGGUACUGAAGAGGACAGCUCUUUGGACCAUGAUCGGUCUAUACCUACGUAUGAUGACGAUGACGAGUCCGAUCCCGAGGACAGCGAGACGCCCUGGUCGUGUCAUCUCGUCCUCGGUCCUCAAACUCGCAUCCCGAUCGGCACGCUUGUUCCGGUGAGUAGCACUGAGCGGAGUUUCAUCAUCUCAGAGCAUUCAGAGAUGACGGCAAAUGUUCCAUUUUUCUCCACUGUCCAUACAGGCCCCGCACCAUCCCGCUCUCAUCGCGCAGCUCGCCAUCCCGUUCCCGCUGCCGGACCUGCGAACCUCGGGUCUGGGUGCAGACGGCGCAGGCCUGACGCGCGAAGAGCUAAAGGACAUCAUCAAUGUCACUGUCCUCCACCUUGUUGUACGCGAAUCGUUCGGCGGCUUGGGAAAAAAGAAGGGCAAGAAGUAGGCAGGCUAAGUUGUCCAGACGCAAGCCGCCUUCUCCGCAUCGUUCCGUCACGCAAGCUUGGUCGUUGUACUUCUGACUGCCUCGCUCUGGCUCUUGACACACCUCUACUCACUCAUCCAUCUUGUAUCAUAGAUUCCACUGUUACGCAAGAAAAAUAGAUACCCCUCGAGGAAGGGAGAGGAGAUGUGUGUGCGUACGUGUAU